This is a messenger RNA of Homalodisca vitripennis (glassy-winged sharpshooter), 1411 nucleotides long. RefSeq names its product E3 ubiquitin-protein ligase MARCHF5-like. The record is from RefSeq and is a predicted model, not a curated record. The transcript is spliced from 9 exons. Gene Ontology annotation, molecular function: zinc ion binding. Bases 249 to 1274 code for a protein of 341 amino acids. Lineage: Eukaryota; Metazoa; Arthropoda; Insecta; Hemiptera; Cicadellidae.
UUGCAUCCUGCGUUACUGGUCAGUGGUCAGUCGCAGUUCUAACCUCAAAUUUUCAUUUACGUUUGCUGUUUGCAUCGUUUUAGUGACAAUUCAUUAACAGUCAGGAGGUUGACUUUUAUCAUUUUCUUUAUCUAUGAAAAAAGCUGCAUUAAUUGAAAAGUAUUUUCAUAUUAGGAGUGUUAAGUGGACUGCGUGUACAAUUAAUUGGACUGAAAAGGUUUUGUGCUUUUUCCACAGUCCAUAAUAAUAUGGCUUUGAAUCGUGCAGAAGCAGUUGAAAAUCUAAGUCAAACUGACCAUAGUGAAGAAAUACGAACUUGCUGGAUCUGCUUUGGUACAGAUGAAGACAAUCCAACUCUGCCCUGGGUCCAGCCCUGUAGUUGUAGAGGCUCUGGGAAAUGGGUCCAUCAGACCUGCUUACUUCUUUGGGUCGAUGAGAAAAAGAAGGAAAACAGGUCUGCAAAAAUUACUUGUCCUCAAUGCAAAGUGGAAUACAUCAUAAUAUUCCCUAAGUGUGAUCCUCUGAUGUCGUUUGUCCAAGUAAUCGAUGAUUUGGUGUACAAAGUAUGUCCUGUGGUGGCGGCAGGAGUCACAGUAGGUAUCAUAUUCUGGGCAGCUUCCAGCUACGGAGCUUUUACCGUCAUGCAGAUAUUUGGAGAAGAGGAAGGCCUGAGCAUGUUAGAUCGUGCUGACCCAUUUGUACUACUCCUGUUCCUUCCCACCAUCCCCACGGCACUCAUCUCCAUGAAGCUGGUGCGCUGGGAGGAUUAUGUACUUUCCGUACUGAGAAGAGGCUCCAAGUAUCCGAUCUUGAGGCACAUCCUACCUUCAUCUGCGUACAAUGAGGUGAUGGGACAGCGGAUCGACAUUCUGCCUCAGCCCAGUGAUGUCUCGUCGACCAGGAUAUUUGUUGGAGGUCUUUUCUUACCGACCAUUGCCAAGAUAUUUGGUGAUGUCUUUUUUCACACUGAGCAGUCAUGCCUGAAGAAAUUCCUUCUUGGUGGAUUGUCGUUUAUCGCCAUCAAAGGAGCCCUGAAGAUGUACUACAAGCAAAAGACAUACAUUCAGCACAGUCAGCGACGGGUGCUGAACCAUCACGAGCACACUGGCGUGGGCACUGUGGCUCAGGCGCACAAACCCAACCCCACCUCUGGUCUCCAGUACGCCGCUUCAUCCUCCGCCCCCAUACACGUGGUGCACCCACUGCAAAACCACGGUGCCCACCUGAAUCUCCCGCAAGUGUCACCAGUACACAGACCAGACAGUUCUUGUUGAAUAUGGGUUUUCAUUAUCCUGAAGUCGAAUAUGCAACUGACGAGGUCAGUUCGACUACACAAUGGUUUGAAGACUUGCUUUAAAAUUUUGUAUCUAUGUAAAUAAUUUGUAUUUUAAAUAAAAUAUUAUAUAUUGUU